Messenger RNA from Tripterygium wilfordii, 1081 nucleotides. RefSeq names its product wall-associated receptor kinase 3-like. Gene Ontology annotation, cellular component: membrane. The transcript has a single exon. NCBI's taxonomy places the organism in Eukaryota, Viridiplantae, Streptophyta, Magnoliopsida, Celastrales, Celastraceae. Bases 164 to 1051 code for a protein of 295 amino acids. Gene Ontology annotation, molecular function: protein serine/threonine kinase activity; polysaccharide binding. The record is from RefSeq and is a predicted model, not a curated record.
GCAGUCGGCCAUGCAUAAAAAGUAUCUUUUAAUAAAUAAAUAACAAAAACAACAACUAGCAAACUUGUCAUGACAUAUUGAAAUGCAUUGAAAACACCUAUAUAGUUGCAGAAAUGAAAUUUGAAGUUCCAAUAUAUGCCGACCAAUAAACAAGAAAAGCACCAUGACUACACAAUUGGUUUCUCUGAUAUGUGUUUUGUUAAUGUGGCAAAUUGGGGUAACGGCACAAGCACCGCAAUCUCCUCCUAUGGCAAAUCCUGGUUGUCCAGCAAAAUGUGGAAACAUCACCAUACCAUUUCCUUUUGGCAUUGGAGCAGGUUGUUCAUUCAGCAACUGGUUCGACAUCGAUUGCAACAACAACCACAAGCCUUUCUUAAGGAGCAGUGGCCUGGAAGUUCUCAGUAUUUCAGCGCAAGAAAGCAGCAUGCGUGUAAAUCAUCCAAUAUUUUCCACUUGCCAAGUUAACACCACUACUUUCGCAAGUGUAGAAUUGGGAGACCCUUUCGCGUUCAACACCACUGUUAAUAGAUUCACCGGAGUGGGUUGCAACAACUUAAUUUCCAUGUCGUCGUACUGGGAUGAAUCUAUUGUUGCAGGUUGCGUGUCAAUGUGCGAAAAUUAUGAAUAUCCGCUGAGUACUUCUAGUUGUUUAGGCGUCAACUGCUGCCAGACCGGAAUCCCUCAAUUACUCAAGGCGUUUAAUGUUACUUUGUCUACAAUGAGCAACAACUCUAAGCGAGGUGCUUGCAGAUAUGCUUUUCUGGUAGACCAGCAAUCGAUUGACUCCUCCACAUCUAAUAUUUUGGAAAUAGUUCAUAACAUGACACACGUUCCAGUGGUUCUAGAUUGGGGGAUAACUUCGAAUUUUCCGCCAGGAAUAAACGAAACGAUUCCAAGUUAUAAUAAUUCAAACGCCAAAUGCACCAACACUCUCAGCAAACAAAUUCCUACUUUAACGCUCGUUCAAUGUCGCUGCAAUGACGGCUAUCAGGGAAAUCCCUAUCUUCACGAAGGAUGUCAAGGUAAACUAGUUCUCUCUCGCUCAAGCUGAUAGGAGUGAAUUUUUAAUAUUCAAGAAUAA